AGCUCGGUCGGGAUAAACGCCAUACUUUUGAGCGUGUGCUCACUACGGUAGCGAUUACACACCAUUACCGCAAACUUCUUCGGGCGGAGAUACUAUUCCUCCGGUCCUCCGCACUUUUAUUUCUCAGCCUCGCAGUUCGGGACAACCUUGCGAGAAAGAUAUAGCUCCACCACCAACGCAAUUACUUCCACCAUACACUGUAUCGUCGACACGAAUAGAUCAGAUUUCUCUUUCUUUCCAUCCUCUCCAGCUACACCACCCCCACCUUGGCAAUGGCGCCCAUAAACCCAACCCCCGCGCCCGCGGCACCAUUCGACAUAGUCCAAACCUACCACCACCUCCUCACCUCCGACCCCGACCUGACCAUGCCCGUCGCCGCCAUCGAAUCCCUCAUCCAACUCCUCCAACACUCCCACUCCACCACCGUCUUCGAGACCCUCGACCUCCUCGCCGCCCAAUCUUCCCUCCUUCAAUCUCGCGUCCGCAACCCGAUCGCCCUCUCCGCCGGCACCGACCUGUUUCAGCGGUACAUGAUCUCCUCCCUGAGAGCGUCGGGGGAGAGGAGCUUCGAUGCUGUGCGCGCGCAUUUGCUUGCGAAUGGACGCGUGUUUGUGUCUAGAGCCAAGGCGGCGAGGGAGAGGAUUGCGGGGCAUGCGGGGGGGUUGGUGAGGGAUGGGUGUACGGUUUUGACACAGGGAGGGAGUCGUGUGGUUUCUGCUGUCCUUGCGAGGGCGGCGGGGGCGGGGAGGGGAGGGGGAACGGUAAGGUUUAAGGUUAUCUACGUCGACUCUGGCAAUGGCGCCGGGGCAGGGGAGUCUAGGGAUAUCGUACGGAAACUCCGCGCCAAGGGCGUACCCGUCGCUGUUAUCGGGGAAGGCGCAGUAGGCUACGCGAUGGGGAUGGUUGAUCUUGUAAUCGUCGGCGCGGAAGGCGUGGUCGAGAACGGCGGCGUGAUAUCGCGGAUGGGCACUUAUCAAAUCGGUGUCCUCGCGCGCGCAGCCGGAAAGCCAUUUUACGUCGUGGCGGAGACGCAUAAGUUCGUGCGGCUGUAUCCGUUAGGACAGUAUGAUUUGCCGAUUGUGCAGAGGGUGGUGGAGUUUACGACGGGUACUGGGAAGGAGGGGGAGAAGAAGGGGGAGGGGGAGGAGAGGGCUGUAGAGGGAGAGGCGCCGAGUCAGAAGAGUUCGGUUGAUACGGAGGGGUGGAAAGACUAUUUCACGACGGAGGAGGGGGAGGAGAGGCAGAGGGAGAGGGAGGAUGCGGUGGAUUAUACGCCGCCGGAUUUGGUGUCGGCGCUGAUUACGGAGAAUGGGGUGUUGACGCCGAGUGCGGUGAGUGAGGAGCUGAUUAGUGUGUUUGUUUGAGAGGGUUUUGUGGGGGAUGGGGGCGGCGUCGUUGAUGUGAGGGGAGUUAUUGUUGGUGUCUAGGAUGUGGGAGUUGGGAGGGACAGGGAUUUGGAAAACAAGAUAUCCCUCUCUCUCGUGAUAUCUCACACCACCAUCACAAAUAGUCUGGUUAGUCUAGUAGACUACCGUGCAGGGAAAGUGGAGAUCUAAGAGGUUCACGCACACACAUUGGUGAUGCAUACAGAAGUGGGGGAAAAUUCGGGGAGGGUCUGAGCGCGCGUGGUGACGAUGUGCAUGGUUAGUGAAGGGAUGGUUGAUGCUGAUGAGGAUGAGGAUGGAGGAUGCUGAUUAUGAGUUUGUUUGAUGGGGAUGUCGAUGCGUGUGUUUUUUUGCAGUGGGAGGUCUGGAUCUGAUAUUGAUCUGAUAUUGGGGGGUGGAAUGUCACAGAUGGGGAUAAAAGAUGGAUAGAUGGGUAUCUAGUCCCAUAAGUUUGAGAUGGAGAAAAUGAAGGUUUACUUACUUACUCUUGCCUUCUAACCCUAUCAAUCCGCAGUCUCCAAUCUUCCCUCUCUGGCAAGCCCUAAAAAAAGCAAAAUAUCUUCACCCACGUCAUCGCUCUGCGCACCUAUCAGAACGCCUUCCAGCGACAUCGACAUCCGCUCUUAUCCCCCUAGUGUAUCGCCUUACCUGAGUUAGUCAGUGGUUAGUUGGUUAGUCGUGUUAUCCCGCCCGUUGGAUACGUUUCAACGUUUCUAGGUAGAACAGCAUUAUGCAUUAUCUCAUCGCCUACCAUAUACAGACGGACGGACAGAGGGGCUGGACACACGGGCUGGGCGUUGCAAACGGGUGGAUACGGGACGUCCCUCCCUCCCCCUCUCACAGCCGAAAUAUAAUAUCCACAACGAAGUUCCUCCCGCAGCCAACCAUAGGAUACACUUAUGCGGUAGGUGACGGUAGACGGGGUGAUGGGGACGGGGUGCUGGUGUGGUGGUUAGUUGUGGUGUGAGUGGUUUGGACAGUGUGUGGUUGUCGGUGGUGUAGGACCGGCGAGGGACACACAAGCGGGUCG
This is a messenger RNA of Pseudogymnoascus destructans, 2415 nucleotides long. RefSeq names its product translation initiation factor eIF-2B subunit alpha (gene GCN3). The record is from RefSeq and is a predicted model, not a curated record. The transcript has 2 exons. Bases 273 to 1364 code for a protein of 363 amino acids. Gene Ontology annotation, biological process: translational initiation. Lineage: Eukaryota; Fungi; Ascomycota; Leotiomycetes; Thelebolales; Thelebolaceae. Gene Ontology annotation, molecular function: guanyl-nucleotide exchange factor activity; translation initiation factor activity. Gene Ontology annotation, cellular component: eukaryotic translation initiation factor 2B complex.